Molecule: messenger RNA, 2620 nt
Organism: Salmo salar (Atlantic salmon)
Lineage: Eukaryota; Metazoa; Chordata; Actinopteri; Salmoniformes; Salmonidae
Product: E3 ubiquitin-protein ligase RNF130
Source: RefSeq, a predicted model, not a curated record
CAAGCGCAGUUGUCGUCCUCUCCUAAAUCGCGCUGCGCUUGCGCUGUGUGGAUCCAGAAGGAAAAGACCAGAGAGUGAAUCGCAUUAUCGUUGUUUUGAUGGCAAGGGCCACUGAACGUUCAUCCAGAGGUUUUCUAUCAAUAUCGUUUUGGUUCGAGGAAAUGGAGAAGUGUAGGCUACACAUGUAUUGGAAUAAGAAAACUGUGUGAAGAGCACAGCAUGUUUUUAUGACGGGACGCCACACGGAAGACGCCGAGCCCGUGUCUGUCUUUCUUUUUUUUCUUUUUUUUGGUGGGGGGGAUCGUUGGAGUGGUUCGAUUCCCUGAAUAACAGCUUGGAUGUAAAGGGGACAUUACAGUAAGACAUUCCGAAGAUGCCCAAGAGGUGGACCACAGCAACGCCAUGCAGCUAUCUCCCGGUCGUCUUGUUGGUGCUCGUUCUGCCCAGAUGUAUACUGUCGAUCCGUGCCGACAAAACCAUCAGCAAGGAAGACCAUGUUAGUGCUACGGUCAAUGCCACCGUACUUGACUCCAAAGGCAAUCCUAAGCAAAUUCUAACCAAGGACGAUGGCAUGUACGGCCAGAAUUCACCGAAAGUGGACGCGAAAGGAAUCGUGAUUGCACCUGCACCGAAUCAUGGAGUGGUGGACCGGCAGGGCUGCAACCCCCACACUCGCUUCGUGGUGCCUCCUCGGACGGGGCACUGGGUGGCCCUACUGCAGCGCGGCAACUGCACCUUCAAGGAGAAGAUCCUCAAGGCCUCGGCCUUCAACGCCUCAGCCGUGCUCAUCUACAACAACAACUCCAAUGAGGACACCGUCAAGAUGGGCCACGAAGGUACAGGCGACACGGUGGCAGUGAUGAUCACCGAGUCUUACGGCAAGGAGAUCCUGGGUCUGCUGGAGAGGAACCUGACGGUGCUGGUGAGUGUGGUGGUGGGCCAACACGGCCAGGCUAAGAACAUCAACCGCGGCUCCCUGGUCUUCGUCUCCAUCUCCUUCAUCGUACUCAUGAUCAUCUCCUCUGCCUGGCUCAUCUUCUACUUCAUCCAGAAGAUCCGCUUUACGAGCGCACGUGACCGCAGCCAGGUAGGACAUAGACGUCGACUUGGAGAUGCAGCUAAGAAAGCCAUAGGGAAGCUGACAACCAGGACAGUGAAGAAAGGGGACAAGGAAACAGACCCGGACUUCAACCACUGCGCCGUGUGCAUCGAGGGAUACCAGCUCAACGACGUGGUCCGUAUCCUGCCCUGCAAACAUGUCUUCCAUAAGCUGUGUGUGGACCCCUGGCUGAAUGAGCACUGUACUUGUCCCAUGUGUAAACUGAACAUCCUCAAAGCUCUGGGCAUCAUGCCCAACCUGCCGUGCGUGGACAACGUCGGCUUCGACAUGGACCACAGGAUAGGGCGCAGCCAGACGAUGGCCAGCCAGCGGACAGCCCUGGUGGACCUGUCCAGUGAGACAUCCAUCAGCCUAGAGCCCCUGCAGCAAGGCCACCCCGGCACUGGACCCCAGAUCCCCUCAGAGAGCGGAGAGCUCACCCCCCGCACCGGAGAGAUCAACAUCGCCGUCACCAAGGAGUGGUUUAUAAUCGCCAGCUUCGGCCUUCUCAGCACUCUCACUCUGUGCUUUAUGAUCAUCAAGGCCACAGCCAGGUUCUCCAGCCCUGAGUGGCCACUUCUUCAACCGGAACUCCCUGUCCCCACGCAGUUUGGUGUGUGAGAUGGAGCUACCUGACACCCAGGCAUCGCUCGACCGCUACGAUGACAAGUCGUGAAGGUCGUCGCCAUGGUUUCGACCCCCACCCCCCCCCCACCCCCACCACACACCAAGGGACAGAUGGCCUCGUAUCUUCCUGCACACCUGCGAGUCAUUGUGUGUGUGUGUGUGGGGGGGGAGGAGCGGCACAACAACCUAGAUGACAACCUUGACUAACCUGUGAAACAUCGACAAUGACAUGAUAUCAGAUAUUUUCUACCAGUGCAGAAUGUACUAUUGCCUGUCAAAAAGAAGAGGGGGGAUACUCGUCCUCUCUUCUCCCCCUGGUUAGAUAUUCAGUAAAGUCCUUCCUUGACACUUUCAUUUCAACAACUGACUCUGACAUCUGUUUCUAGAUGCAGUAGUGGGGAAUUAUCCCUUUCUAGUCUUACUUUGCAGGAUCUCGGCGUAUCGUCCACUUUGAAAUGUGCUAGAAAUAAUAAACCACUUGUUAGUGCAGCCUACAAUACAUCUGUAUAUAUGAUUAGCAAACCGUCAUUUAAUUUAGCUUCGUUUGGCUCUAAUGCAGUAAGAAAGGUCCCUUCUUCUGUAAAAGCAGCAAUGGAAAAGUUUCUUCCCUGGUGGACCAGUUGGCUCUGUUGUAUUUACUAUGCUGCCUAAAGGACAGUGGAGAGGAUAUUUUGACUGGUGGGACAUGUCCAGACAUGCCUAGUCUCUCCCUCUAUAUGGCCAUGCCUCAAGUGACUGGUGUAAUGCACCCACCAUGGUGACUGGGUUCAAGAAUAAGACCUGUGGAACAAUGGACAUGCAGUGAUGCAACAUUCUGAACUCUGUGAAAAGCAGUAUUACUUCCCUAUAGCAAAACCAAUGUCUCUGUAUAAAAAAAUAAAAAAAUAAUUUUAA